AUGGCACCAGGCCUCGGCUCGGCCCUCGAUGCCCAGGAGCUCGCUGGCGACCAGCGCGAGCUUCUCGACUUGAUUGACAAGCUCCAAUUUGCCCAGCUCGACAAUGUCAAGCUGCCCCAAAUCGUUGUCGUCGGCGACCAGUCGGCCGGCAAGAGCUCCGUCCUCGAGGCCAUCACAGGCACCCCUUUUCCUCGAGAUGCCGGCGCCUGCACACGCUUCGCCACCGAAAUCCGCAUGCGCAGGGCUCCGGAAAACUCCAUCGCCGUCUCCAUCAUCCCGGACAAGAACCGCAACUUCAAGGAGCAGGAGCGGCUGAGGCAGUUCGGUGGAAUGGUCGACAUCAACAUGUCCUUUGACAGCCUCAUGAGGGCCGCCGUCGAGCUCAUCGCCCCCAAGAACAUCCCCGGCCGCUUUGCCGCCCGCGACAUCUUGGUUGUCGAGAAGCGCGGCCCCGAUAUGCCCCUGUUGACCCUUGUCGAUCUCCCCGGCCUCGUCCGCAACGCCAACAACGACCAGUCCAACGACGACAUCAAGACUAUCGAGGCUCUCUCGGAGCGCUACAUGAAGAGCUCCCGGACCAUCAUCCUCGCCGUGGUGGGCGGGAAUAGCGACUACGUGCAAGCCCCAAUCCUGACGAAGACGCGCGUAUUCGACCCCAAGGGGUCAAGGACCAUCGGCGUCCUGACCAAGCCCGACCUCACAGAAACCAUCGGACUCGAGGACAAGUUCAUCGAGCUGGUUAAUAACAAGGACAAGAGGAACGAGUUCCGCCUCGGCUGGUAUGUCUUGCUGAACCCAGGGCCACGCGACCAGGGCCAGCCGUGGCCCGAUGCGAACGAGCGCCGACAGAUUGAGGAGGACUUCUUCACCCACGGAAAAUGGAGCUCGGUGCCCGAAUCCAUGCGUGGAGCUCGCGCCUUGAUGCAAAAACUCAGCGUGCAGCUUCAACGCCACAUCGGCAAGCACGUCAAGGUGCUCCGCAAACAGAUCCAGAAGGCCCUGGACGAUUGCGAGGCCGAGCUGAAAUCCCUAGGCACCGGAAAAGACACACCCCAAGAGAUGCGAACAGAGCUAGUCGAGCUCUUCUCGGCUUCCAAGGAGCUCGUCAUUCCCGCUGUGUACGGUCUCUACAAAAAUCCGCCCAAGAAGGCCUUCUUCCGCGUGACUGCGGACCCACGAGGAACACCCGCGCAGAACUUGCGCGCCCGUGCGACUGAAGAGAACGACCGAUUCGCCGCCAAGGUCAGAGCACAUGGCCGCAAGUUCAAUUUCUCUGCGCCGGAUCCGCGGUCUCCUAACCAGGACCCCGCUGUUGGCGCCAAGCGAGACUUUGUCCGACAGGAGGUCGAGCCGCUGCUGCGACAGAUCCGCGGUUCCGAAUUCCCCAUGGACCCCAAGCCGAGAGCCGUCUACAUGCUUUUCCAGAGCUAUGGCGAGUAUUGGCCCAAGUUUGCCCAGGAGCACAAGGACAACCUCGGCGUAGUCUGCAACGAGUUCCUUGCCGAGGUCAUCGCUUACGCGUGGCCCAAACGCAUGCGACACCCUCUUCGUCAGCAUUUCCUGGACCCCCAGAUGAAGGCCUUGAUGGCCAAAGCACAGCAGGAACUGGACCUCCUUGCGCAGGAUAUGAACCUGGAGGUGCAGCCCUACGACCCCGAGUACGAGGAGCGCCUGAGAAACUGGCAGGCCCUGUCCUCCCAAGAUGAGGCGAGGUUCUCGGAAGCCGAGGAGGUGCUGGAGAAGAUGCUUAUCUACUAUGAGCUGUCAGCCAAGAGCUUCAUCCGCAACACCAUCACGCAGGUCGUGGAGCGCCAUCUUCUCCAGGGGAUGUACGGAAUCUUCAACUCGGUCGAAGUCCUCGGCAUGACCGACGAGGUCAUCGAAGCAAUCGCGGCAGAAAACAAGGAGACGAGGGGCCGGCGGCAGACGCUCAAGCUACAGAAGAAGGCUAUUGAGGAGGCCAAGGACAUAUGCGCCAGCUUAGCCAUGCGGAAGGAGUUGAGAGUGCAGCCGGAAGAUGAUCAAGACGAUAUUGGCGACAGCUCCGAAGAGGAUACUGCCAAAGUCUCCGAGAGGCAGAGACAAGCCUCCAGCCCAUCCGCGAGGCAGCCGCGGCGCCCGGCACGCCAGCCUAUUGAAGAAGCGCAAGCCCCGCAAGUUGCUGCGCCCCGCGUUGUGGAGGCCAGCAGAGACGAUAGAGACGGCAGAAAUGGACACAGAUAUGUGCCAACUGCCGCCCCCACUGGCGAUCCGAACGGACACGCGCCCCCCAGGCUCGACCAGUCCGCUAUUUUGCAACACGGGGCUGAUGGCCGCUACUCGAGGCCCCCAAUGGAUGCACCCCCUCCCCCGCCACGACCAGACAAGAUUCAGACAGAGGAGAGGAAUAGCCACACGCAAGCUCAGGCAUAUGCACAGUCGCCGGCACGCGCAUCACCAAUAGGAAACCAGGAAUCGUCUCCGGAGCGAUAUUACCCUAAUGGAUACGUGAAUAACACCCCAUAUACGCCUACCAACUCACGGCCGUAUGGUCCGGGACAAAUUCUGGACCCGGCCGAGUAUGCACGCCGACAGUCCUCGGCGAGGAAGGCUGCUGGCCGGGCUUGA
This is a messenger RNA of Lasiosphaeria miniovina, 2607 nucleotides long. RefSeq names its product P-loop containing nucleoside triphosphate hydrolase protein. The record is from RefSeq and is a predicted model, not a curated record. Gene Ontology annotation, cellular component: microtubule; membrane; cytoplasm. NCBI's taxonomy places the organism in Eukaryota, Fungi, Ascomycota, Sordariomycetes, Sordariales, Lasiosphaeriaceae. Bases 1 to 2607 code for a protein of 868 amino acids. The transcript is spliced from 2 exons. Gene Ontology annotation, molecular function: microtubule binding; GTP binding; GTPase activity.